This is a messenger RNA of Salvia hispanica, 960 nucleotides long. Lineage: Eukaryota; Viridiplantae; Streptophyta; Magnoliopsida; Lamiales; Lamiaceae. The record is from RefSeq and is a predicted model, not a curated record.
AUGACAGUUUCUUCACUUCUUUUCUUCCUCGUCUUCUUCUUCCUCGUCGUAUUUCUCAACGGCCAAUGCCUCGAUGAUCAAAAGAAGUUGUUACUUGAGCUCAAGAGUUCUUCCUCUCCACUCAGUUUAAUGAGUUGGAACGCGACGCAUGAUUGUUGCGAAUGGGCCGGCGUGAAAUGCGACGACUCCGGCCACGUCAUCGUCCUCGACCUCUUCAAGGACGACAUCUGCGGCCGGAUCAGCGACUCUUCAACCCUUUUCAACCUCACAUACUUGUCGCAACGACUUCACCACAAUGGACAAAUCGAAGAUUCUCCCAUUGCAAACAACUCUACCCUUCUCUUUCUAGAUUUGAGUAGUAUUAGGAUUGAAGGUCAUGUUCCUAACUUCUUCUUCCAGUUUCGAAGCAUGAUAAUUCUCGAGCUCUCUACCAACUUCUUUAGUGCCGUUUUUGAACUGGAUAGGAUUCCAAGUCUUGCAAAUCUUUCGGAAAUUAUUCUUUCUAACAACAACUUGUCUGUCGAUACAUCCACCGCAAGUCCAACUUCGUAUGGAUAUCCCCGGAUAUAUACAUUUCAGAUGUCCUCCUGCAAUCUGUACGAUUUCCCGGAUCUUAGAAAUCUAUCGUUGUCGGAGUUGGACCUCUCAAACAAUUAUAUAGGAGGGGAUAUUCCUAGCUGGAUUUGGGAAAUGGAACUUGUGAGCUUGAACCUUUCUCUUAAUCUUCUGACAGAUUUUCAAAAGCCUUACCAUAUAUCUUAUUCUAUUAACACAAUAGACUUGCACUCUAACCGGUUGCGCUGUGAGCUUCCGUUGCUUUCAGAAGCAUUCGAGUUUGGUUAUGCUUACUUGUUUCUCGCAAACAGUAGCCUAACCGGAGCAAUUCCAACCUCCAUCUGCAUUCGCUCUCGGAGGCUUCUAGAUUUGUCUUUCAAUAACUUAACUGGCAGCAUACCUUAG